Messenger RNA from Capra hircus (goat), 5187 nucleotides. It is a transcript of the gene TRIL, whose product is annotated as TLR4 interactor with leucine rich repeats. The transcript has a single exon. The coding region runs from base 492 to 2924 and encodes 810 amino acids. The record is from RefSeq and is a predicted model, not a curated record. Lineage: Eukaryota; Metazoa; Chordata; Mammalia; Artiodactyla; Bovidae. Gene Ontology annotation, molecular function: protein binding.
CACCCGGAGCGAAGAGGCGCGGGCUGCUGGGGCUAAGCCACCGGGGCUCAGCAGCCAAGCCGCGCCCAGAGGAGCUCUUGGAAGGGCUCCCGCCCUGCAGCUGGGGAAUCCGCUCGGCAGGGAGAAUCCGUGCCAGGGAAUCCAGCUCUCCGGACUCAAGCUGCAAACAAAAAGCUCAGGUCUUGCUCCCUCCCUCUGUUUCCCCCACCCCCACCCCGACGCGCACCCGGAGAAACAGUUUUCGGCAGAAAUGCAACAAGUAGCACCCGGAGCUCGCAGAGCGCCCUGCGCCGCCUGACUUGGCCCGGCAAAGCCCGCCUGCAGAGACCCGGGCCAGCCACCGGACAAAGGGCGGAGGAGGGGCUGGACAGCACUGCGAAGUCCGAAAGAGGCCAUUUAGCGACUCUGGCCAGGCCAAGGGGAAUGCAGAGGAGACACAGAGCCGGCGGGCCAAGAGGACGAUCCGGCCGCAGCACGCAGGGCGGGCGGCGAUGGAGGCUGCCCGCGCCGUGCGCUUCCUCCUCGUGGUGUGCGGCUGCCUUGCGCUCCCGCCGUGGGCCCAGCCGGUGUGUCCGGAGCGCUGCGACUGCCAGCACCCCCAGCACCUCCUGUGCACCAACAGAGGGCUCCGCGCCGUGCCCAAGACCAGCUCGCUACCGAGCCCACAGGACGUGCUCACCUACAGCCUCGGGGGCAACUUCAUAACCAACAUCACGGCCUUCGACUUCCACCGCCUGGGGCAGCUCAGACGGCUGGACCUGCAGUACAACCAGAUCCGCUCGCUACACCCCAAGACCUUCGAGAAGCUCUCGCGGCUGGAGGAGCUCUACCUGGGCAACAAUCUCUUGCAGGCGCUCGCCCCGGGCACCCUGGCCCCGCUGCGCAAGCUGCGCAUCCUCUACGCCAACGGGAACGAGAUCGGUCGCCUCAGCCGCGGUUCCUUCGAGGGCCUGGAGAGCCUGGUCAAGCUGCGACUGGACGGGAACGCCCUGGGGGCGCUGCCGGAUGCCGUCUUUGCCCCCCUGGGCAACUUGCUCUACCUACACCUGGAGUCCAACCGGAUCCGCUUUCUGGGCAAGAACGCCUUCGCCCAACUGGGGAAGCUGCGCUUUCUCAACCUCUCUGCCAACGAGCUGCAGCCCUCCCUACGCCAUGCGGCCACCUUCGCACCGCUGCGCUCCCUCUCCACCCUCAUCCUCUCGGCCAACAACCUGCAGCACCUAGGGCCGCGCGUCUUCCAGCACCUGUCGCGCCUCGGCCUACUUUCACUCAGGGGCAACCAGCUCACGCACCUCGCGCCCGAGGCUUUUUGGGGGUUAGAGGCCUUACGCGAGCUGCGCCUGGAGGGCAAUCGGCUGAGCCAGCUGCCUGUGGCACUGCUGGAACCUCUGCAUAGCCUGGAGGCGCUGGACCUGAGCGGCAAUGAGCUGUCGGCUCUGCACCCCACUGUCUUUGGCCGCUUGGGCCGGCUGCGUGAGCUCAGCUUGCGCGACAACGCGCUCAGCGCCCUCUCCGGGGACAUCUUCGCAGCCAGCCCGGCCCUCUACCGGCUGGAUCUAGACGGCAAUGGCUGGACCUGUGACUGCCGGCUGCGGGGUCUGAAGCGCUGGAUGGGCGACUGGCACUCACAGGGCCGGCUCCUCACCGUUUUCGUGCAGUGUCGCCACCCUCCGGCCCUGCGGGGCAAGUACCUGGAUUACCUGGAUGACCAGCAACUGCAGAACGGGUCUUGCACAGAUCCCGCGUCCUCGGUUCCCCCGAUUGCCGACAACAAGCGGCGGCCCCUACCCACAGCUCCAGGGGAGGCGGUGGCGCCCCCUGCAGGUGCCCUCGCGGAGGAGCUGCUGCCGCAGCCACAGCCACAGCAGCGGAGUCGAGUUCUGCCAGGGAUGGCCUGGGAUGGGGCGGCCAGGGAGCUUUCGGGUAACCGCAGCUCCCUAAGGCUGAGUCGGCGGGGCCCAGGCCUCCAGCAGCCGGGCUCCAACGCCGCUGCUGCCGCGGGCACGGCGCCACACCCGCUGGACCUCCUCGAGAAGCCUGAGCGGGCACGUCCGACUCCGUCGGAUUCUGGCCCCGCGGAACCCACCCAGACGGCCACGCUCUCCUCUGCGCCCGCCGGCGACCCCUGGCAGCGCGCGGCGAAACAGCGCCUGGCGGCGCAGCAGCAGGAGAGCGCCGCCCAGUCCGACGGCGGGGUCGGCCUGCCGCCGCUGGUAUCCGACCCAUGUGACUUCAACAAGUUCAUCCUGUGCAACCUGACGGUGGAGGCAGUGGGCGCCGACAGCGCCUCGGUACGCUGGGCUGUGCGCGAGCACCGCAGCCCAAGGCCGCUGGGCGGCGCGCGCUUCCGCCUGCUCUUCGACCGCUUUGGCCAGCAGCCUAAAUUCCACCGCUUCGUCUACCUGCCCGAGCGCAGCGACUCGGCCACGCUGCGCGAGCUGCGCGGAGACACCCCCUACCUGGUGUGCGUGGAGGGCGUCCUCGGUGGUCGGGUCUGCCCGGUGGCUCCCCGCGACCACUGCGCGGGGCUGGUCACCCUGCCAGAGCCUGGGAGCCAGGGCGGCGUUGACUACCAACUGCUGACCUUGGCCCUGCUGGCCGUCAACGCGCUGCUGGUGCUCCUGGCCUUGGCAGCCUGGGCGUCGCGCUGGCUGCGGAGGAAGCUGCGGGCUAGGCGGAAGGGCGGGGCUCCCGUCCACGUUCGCCACAUGUACUCUACCCGACGACCUCUGCGCUCCAUGGGCACUGGCGUGUCCGCCGACUUCUCUGGCUUCCAGUCGCACCGGCCGCGCACCACCGUGUGCGCGCUCAGCGAAGCGGACCUCAUCGAGUUCCCGUGCGACCGCUUCAUGGACAGCGGGGGCGGCGGCGCAGGCGGCAGCCUGAGGCGGGAGGACCAUCUCCUGCAGCGAUUUGCCGACUAGGUAGAUCCAGGGCCUCCUGGGGCUGUGGAGACCAUCUCCUUGGCCCUGGGGAGCCGCCUAUCCGCGGGCCCCAGCAACCCACCUCAGGGGAAGAUCUCCUUUUAUCAGACCUUCUCUCUUCUCCCUUUUGGGCAUUUGCCAGAAGGGCCAAAGAAUGAUAGCAGCUAAAUCCGCACCACCAGCCAAAUCCCGAGACUCGCUCAUGAAGUAAAUGGUUGGUGUUGGUGGUCAAGACCAAGAAUAAGGGACAAAUGGAUGGUGGGGUCAAGAGACUGGAAGCCUUCUUUUCUACGUUGGUGCAGCUGUGAGAAUGGACUUGUUUAAUGCAGUAGUCUGGCCUCGGGGGUAGAAAAGGGUACUCGUUGCCCCCUACGUGGCCAUGAAAGAAUUGGAUGCUUGUGUUUUUGUUUGUUGGAGUUUUGUUUCUAUUUAAGGAAAAAAAGAACGUAUUACCAUUACACAGGUAGCUUGGCAACUGACUCCACUGGUCUGGCGGUCUCUGCCAAGAAGGGUGAUGUUGUAAACAGGUGGUGAAGUUUAACACACUCAUGGAGGGACUCUUGUUGACUGAUAGAACGUUCAGGAUAACUUAAUGUUUAAAUAAUUAGAGAUGCUACUUUUUUUUUUUUUUUUUCAAAAAUGUGAAGAUUUCUGACAUUUAACAAACUGACCAGUAAACUCAAGGACCGUUUUAGUUGAGCAGGGCAGUUCAACUAUUUUUCUUUUAACAUUAACACCACGAAAACAUUUGCUGACCUUUGGGUUAAUUAAGAUUACAAAGUUUCUCAGGAGGAGGCUGCAUGCAAGACUUCUCUGUAGGGGUUGCUCCUGUGGCUUUUUAAAUUUUAUUUUUUAAACUUUCAUGUGGAAAAGGAAAUUUCAAUGCCAGACUCCAUAAAAGAAUGUAAGGUGUACAUAACUGAUGACCCAAUAGAGAAUGCCAUCGUUCUGGUUCGCUUUACCACAUCUCUGAUGACCUGUCCAGGUUGGAGUAAAUGUGAUGUGGUACUUCUCAUGUUUUUAUUGGUAACACGCAGUUGACUGUGCCAUACUUUUCUUGAACUGCACAGUUAAGUGAUUAAGGUAAUUUCCUGAUAGGAGGUGAGCAAAAGGUGACUUGCAAUUGAUAGUGAAAUGUUUGAUCACGUUAUUGUCUUAUAUGAAAGAGUGGGGAGGGGUGAAAAAAACUGUACAUCAGUGGUUGUAUGUUUCUACUAAAACCAGAUUGUUAGGAAUACUUAAACCUCACUGUGAAAUAAUUAUAUAUUUUGCAAAUUAAUCCCUCCACUACCCAGUGGUUUUUUUUCCCCCAUGUUAUUAAAACUUACCUUUUAGUUAAUAAUUGCAGUAUUUUUUUAAAAUGUUUUUGUUUUAAACUUAGGGUUAGUCUUUAUUUGUUCAGUUGUUUUCAACUCUUUGGGAUACUUUCAUUCCUUGAUAUUUAUGAAAGUAGAUGUUUAUCACUAGAUGUAGUGCUUUGGUUUACAUGAAUAAUUUUGUGUGUGGUCUAAAAACACAGUCACUUAGAAGAUGUACAAGAUGGUUUUAUUCAUCGUGGUUACAGAUUCAUUGGCAGCAGGGUGCUGGGGAAGCCACUGCAAAGGUGCUAAGGCUAACAGUGAAUUUUCUGUUUAGGGCCUUAAGCCCCCGAGGGUCCUGAAGACUCAGGGAAUCUGUCAUAUUCCAGAGGUCCUUCAACCCCACUUCACCCCUUUUCCGUUUUGUCUCCAUUGAACCAGGCCUGCCUUGUCCCAACAGCUGAGUAGGGAUUUUAAUGAACUGAUCUUUGUUUAUGUUUAGAUGAGUAAAUGUCCAGACCACUUAAAGUACAGCUGCUUUUCUGGCAGUCUUAUCUGUGGGGCCCAAACUUAAUAAACUACAGGAAAUAGACUGUCAUUCUUAGUUUGUGGCCACGGCUUGCUUCAGAUUUUGAGCCUUGGGAGAAGCGGAGUUUGCUCUUAUUUGCAACCUUGUGGUUAUCUUGCACCUUUUGUGCUCCUACCUUUUUCAUUCAGAGAGCAAUUGCAUUUCUUAGCUCUUGCUUUUUUUACCCAGCAAUGUAAUAAAGUGAGUCCCUUUGAAAGUCUGAAACAGACCUCUGGUUCUUCCUAUCACCUACCCUUUCAACUGCAGAAAUCACUGAAAAUGGUUAAUGCCUGAAUCCAUGUAAAAACUCUUUCACUGGAAAGUCUUUCAGUGGGAAAUAAAUAAAUGUUAUACAUUGUUAUGUUCAGUUAUGUCAAUAAACCCACUUACUAAUGGA